Lycium barbarum (goji berry) is the source of this 4015-nucleotide messenger RNA. Its product is annotated as small ribosomal subunit protein eS24z-like. Gene Ontology annotation, molecular function: structural constituent of ribosome. Gene Ontology annotation, cellular component: ribosome. The transcript has a single exon. The record is from RefSeq and is a predicted model, not a curated record. The coding region runs from base 3281 to 3565 and encodes 94 amino acids. Lineage: Eukaryota; Viridiplantae; Streptophyta; Magnoliopsida; Solanales; Solanaceae. Gene Ontology annotation, biological process: translation.
GUAAUAUUAUAAUGGUUUAGAUGAUUGCAUAAACCCUAUUUAUAUUAUUUACUUACAGUUUUCUUUUAUCACAUAACAUCUAUGAUCUAGACGUUUAUUAUAUAGAAAAAAUAAGACAUUUUUUAAAGCAAAUAAAGAUGAUAUAAGAAGGCAUUAAUUAGCAGUAGUAUUAUAUUUUAACAUGUAGAAUGCCCUCCCCCAGCUGGCACAUAAUAGCCAUUGAUUGUGCGUAUAUUUCUCAUUAAUUAAAGAAGGGAUGAUGCAAGGCAUAUAGUAUAAUUCAUGAGAUUAUAAUAAUAAUAGAAUCAAAGCGCAAACUUUAAGUAUGUUUAGUCCUAAGAUAUUCUUCAUGUCGUGAAAGUUUAUUCGCGUGUUUACAUCAAAUCUUUUUUUUUUGAAAAAAAAAAAUAUAAAAGUGCAUUUAGUAGGGUUCAAUCCCACAAUCUUAAGGGAUUAAAAGUAGCACUUAAUCAGUGUUCCAUUCAGUCUAGUUUGCGUAUGUGUUCCUUUAAUUAAUAUUAGAUAUAUUUUAGGAAUUAUAUACAUAAUAUAUCGAGUUUAGUCGGAUGACCAUGUGUUCACGUGACCCUUUUUUUACACCUGGAUUCGUCCCUGUUUAUAUGGUAUGUUAUUUGUACGUAAUGGCUUGCAUAAUUAUUGCCAUCUACCUAGGGAUCGGCAUGGUACGGUAUAUAACGAUUACCAUAUCAAAAUCGAAAUUUUUUAUAUUGUGCUUUUGGUAAUAUGGUAUUUGGUACAGUAUUUGCUAUGCGUUAUUAAAAAUUUUGGUAUUGAUAUUCGGUAUAAAAUUUUGGUAUUGAUAUUCGGUAUUUAUAAAAAAUAUACCGAAAUACCGAAUACCAUACUGAAGUAUAUAGUUAUAUAUACAAUUCAUGUAUAUUAAUAUUAAAAUACUAACAACUAUAUAAUCUAGUAAGUACAAAAUUAAUUGUUUAGAUGUUGGAAUUUUGACUAAGUAAAACUUGAUUGAAAUGCUCUUUUUGUCUAAUUGAUUUACGAAGGUGAUUGCUGUGCUUUUUUUUGAAUAUUUUUACAUGUGUAAGGUGUUAGUACAAUAUUAUUUUAAGGUGUUAGCACGAUAUUGAGGCAUUUCUUAAAUAGCCAAAAUCAUAAUUUUCUAUUAAAUGAGUAUAUAUAAGCUGAAAUCGAACAAACUAUGGUUACCGAUUUACUGUACCGUAAAAUAUCAAAACCGAACUUCAAAAUACUGAACUAGUUUGGUACGAUAAUAAUAUAAUAUUUUUAAAAAUAAAAAAUUAAAAUUACUUUUUAAAAUUUUCUAAUAUCGUACCAUAUCGUAUGAUGCCCACGUAGGGGUGGGCACGGUAUGGUAUAUACCGAAUACCAUACCGAUACCGAAGUUUUUAAUACCGCGGUUUUAGUAUUAUGAUAUUUGAUAUGGUAUUUGGUAUGAAUUUAAAUUUUCUUUGGUAUUUGGUAUGGUAUUUGGUAUUUAUAAAAUGGAUACCGGAAUACUGUAUACCAUACCGAAGUUUAUACUACAUAUAUACAAUCCAUAUAUAUUAUAUUUACUACUGCUAAAUAUAUAGACUAGUUUUCGUAUAAAAAAUUACAUCACAUCUCAUUUAAUGCCAAUUUGUAUCUAAUAGAAAAUUGUACCAUCAAAGCUAACUUUUUAUCCAAUAUUUUCAUGCUUUUAGUCUUUCACAUAUGCUGAGGCCUAGAAGCAGCCUUUAAUUUGUCUCUGCUAUUUUUCCAAUACAUUAAGACUUGAAAUGGUGGAAAUGGCCUAUUCUCUCUACUGCUGAAUGAAAUUUUUGGUGUAAAAUUGUUUAGGACCGAAGAUUAUGCUUAAUUUUAGCUAAUGUUGUUUAGACUUUGAAACUUUGACUACUCUAUCGUGAUUCAAAUGUCCGUUGUGCAAUUGAUUAACGAAGAAAAUUGUUUGUACUUUCUUUUAAAUACGUCUAUUUGUGUAUGGUGUUAGUUUAAUAUAAUUGAGAAAUCUCGAAGUCAUAAUCCUUUAUUACAUGAGCAUAUACGUAAGUAGAAGUCAAAUAAACUAUGGUUACCGAAUUACCGUACCGUGAAAUACCGAAACCGAACUUAAAAAUACCGAACCGUACCGAAUUAAUUUGGUAUGAUAAUGAUAUCGUAUUUUUAAAAACCGAAUAUCAAAGUUACCGAAUCGAAGUUUCAAAUACCGUACCAUACCGUACCAUACCCACCCCUGUGCCCACGCCUACUUCUACCCAUGUGCUCUCCUUCGACGAAAGCAUUAAUAACGAGAAGCGAGAAAACAAAAGCAAAAUCUAAAGAAAAGUGAAAAACAUAAAUAAAAAGGACGACGAAAAAAUUUACAGAAGAGGACAACUCGAUAAAUAGAAAGAAUUAAAAGUCUAGUCACGCCACUUGAUGUCAGAGAUGAUGUGUAAUUGUUUAAGAUCAUAAUUUUUUUUUAUUUUUUUUAAAUUUUAAGUUGAUUUAAAUUAUGUCACCUAAAUUAGAAUUGACAGAGUAUAUAUACUCCCUCUGUUUAAAUUUAUGUGAACUUUUUUCCUUAUUAGUUCGUGUAAAAAAAAAUAAUCACUUUUCAUAUUUAGAAACACUUUACUUUUAUGUAAUAAUUUAUAGUCACACAAAAUAUCUAUGAGUCAUUUAGGAUUACAAAAUUAAAAGUCAUUUUUUUUUUAAAACUCUAUAUCCAAUUAAAUAGAUUCAUAUAAAUUGAAAUACUGGAAAAUAGAGGAAGUAUAUAUAUUAGCGUGCCUUUAUUCGAGCAGUGGGACCUUUUGUCUUUGUUUUGGAGAAAAAUCUCGUCGAGGAAAAAACAAGUUUCAGUAGACCCUGCACACUUCUACGUAGGUUCCUCCACUGCCUGAAUGGCUUCUUCUUUUAACAUCACAUCAAAAACAUGAAAAAAGGGAAGAUCCCAGCAUACAGAAAAGUUGCAAUUUCUUUAAAGUUUAAACAGACGCGCUACUAUGUACGGUCAAUAUAUUUAAUUAUUAUGAUCUGCAUAAACAUAAUCUUGGAUUACUUUUCCUUUAAGCGAUGUUAAAUCUAUUAAUUUUUCAUCUAAUAAUAACCAUGCAUUAGCCCUAAUAAAAACUUCCUCCGUUCACAUACAUUCUCACUUUUAGCAUAUUAAGAAAAAAAAAAUUAUUUUUUUCAUAUCUUACUCUUCGUAUCUAUUACUUAUUCCUUGUAUCAUUUCUCAAGACUUAAAGACUAAACAUCUAAUCAGUCUUAAGUAGAGACAAAUCAGAGCGAAGUAUUUUGCAGAGGCACAGAAAAAAUGGCGGACAAGGCAGUGACAAUUAGAAUAAGGAAGUUCAUGCCUAAUCAUCUUCUUGCAAGGAAACAAUUCAUUAUCGAUGUUUUGCAUCCUGGAAGGGCUAAUGCUUCUAAGUCUGAGUUGAAAGAGAAAUUGGCAAGGGUGUAUGAGGUGAAAGAUCCCAAUGCAAUCUUUGUAUUCAAGUUCAGGAAUGGAUCAGACACGCAGAUGAAGGAGCAGAAAAAUAGAGCCAAGGAAGUGCGCGGUGUCAAGAAGACUAAGGCAGGAGAUGCCAAGAAGAAAUGAUCUGCUAGUAACAGUUCCUUUAAGCCAAAUGCAGAAAACGUUUUGCUCAUUAUUUAUGUUUUUACUGGACGCUUAUGAAGUAUUUUUUCAAUUUUGGUUGAGUCACGCAACCAUUUAGGGAAUUAACUUGAUUUAUCGAAGAAAAAAAAAAAAGACUAAAACAUCUGAGUAUUGUGAUAAAAUACCCGUAUCAAUUAUUGUUUCUUAAAAGAUGUACAACCAAACUUGACAAUUAAAACUUAAAAGUGAACGUAAGGAGUAGUAAUAAUUUCGGUUAUUGAGAUGAUUUUUUCAACACGUAAACUGAAUACCAGAUCUGCAAGUACUAAAAAUCGCAUGGUAUCCAAUAAUAAUAUAACAACAACUUAACAGAAGAUAGUACUAGACUACUAGUAAGUAGUAAUAAAUGGAAGUUUUUUCAAGAAAGAGGGAUAUUAAAGAGGUUUAAUU